Chenopodium quinoa (quinoa) is the source of this 2629-nucleotide messenger RNA. Its product is annotated as serine/threonine-protein phosphatase 7 long form homolog. The transcript is spliced from 2 exons. The coding region runs from base 1679 to 2362 and encodes 227 amino acids. The record is from RefSeq and is a predicted model, not a curated record. NCBI's taxonomy places the organism in Eukaryota, Viridiplantae, Streptophyta, Magnoliopsida, Caryophyllales, Amaranthaceae.
CGAUCAGAGGCGUAUGCAAAUACUUAUGCCCCACAAUUCUGGCCUAUUCCUUGUGAGACGACGUGGAGGUCAUACAGAGGGCCUAAAAUCAUUCCUGAUGAGAUCAUGGUCCGAGGACACGGUCGCCCACCGUCGAAGCGUAUACGAAAUGAAAUGGAUGAGACAAACCGUCCACCAAGCAAAUGUAGUCGUUGCCGUCAGGAAGGACACAAUAAGAGAUCUUGCCCUUUUCGAACGGACGGUGACCGGUAGUGGUGUUAGUUUAUGUAUUAUUUUUAUACCAUGUUGUGUGUAUGUGUUCAAGUAGGAUGUAGCUGACUUUUUGUUUUACAUUGUACGCUGAACAGAGAUCAUGGAGGGACAGGAUCAGGGGCAGACACGACAUGACCCUGGACCAGCUGACCCUUCAGUGCUGACACUUCAGGAUACCCAUCGGAGCCGUGACAUAUGGGAGCAGAUAGUAAGUUUUCAUCUACCAAAUAUUUAUUGUGUUUGGCAUUUAUUUGGUUCACUGAUAAAACAAUUUAUUUUUUGUUCUUGUACAGGGUGAUCCAGCACGUUGCUUGGUUUGCAGGCACCACGUGGCCACCACGGUGGUAGAUUGGGUGGUCGACCCCCGUGUGCUACAGUACAUCGAUUUUGUGGGUUUCGGCGGAUUUCAUAGGAUGGCCUUCACACCGAUCGAUCGAGCGCUUAUUACUGCGCUCGUUGAGAGAUGGAGACAGGAGACUCACUCCUUCCAUCUACCAGUUGGGGAGGCCACCGUCACGCUCCGAGAUGUGGCGAUACUUACACGGCUCCCAGUGCAUGGUAGGGCAGUUACAGGACCGAUUAUACAGGACCCUCGUGGCCUUGUUGAGAGGGUGUUAGGGGUGAGGCCUGAGGCGACCGAUGUUAGAGGCACAGGGUUAAGACACAUAUGGUUACGAGAGACAUUUGGGGUGUUGCCUCCUGAUGAUGAUGAUGGGGUCGUCCAAAGAUACGCUCGAGCGUACCUGUUCAUGUUGAUAGGAUCAUUAUUCAGUAACAAGAAUGGUAGUCACAUACAGUUGAUCUACCUACAGCUGUUAGAGAACAACUGGGAGGGUAUACGUGACUAAAGCUGGGGUAGUGCGUGUCUGGCAACCUUAUAUCGACAUCUUUGCAGAGCAUCCCAGCGUAGUAGAUGGGAGAUCAGUGGUCCCUUGAUUGUGCUUCAGGUAGUCUUGUACUUUCAUACCAUUUUCUACCUAUUACGUACUAAACAUUGGCUAGACUAAACUUUUUUUUUUUAUUACAGUUAUGGGCUUGGGAGCACAUCCACGUUGGUAGGCCAGCUAUGCCUGCUAGGCGUCGACGCGAGGAGGGGGAGGAAGACGAUCAGGAGCAUGCAUAUGAGGCGCCGCCACACCCACCACCGGACUUAGCAUACGGUUGCCGGUAUGUAUGACUUAUUGUUAAGUUAUCCACAUAUGGUUUUAAUUUUCUAUUAAUUUUGUCAUGAACACUGUUAUUAUACAUGUAAUCAGGUGGCUAGGGCGGAGACUUACUCGUGUGCAUGCAGCAAGGGGUCUGUCGUAUUAUAGAGAUGCAUUCGACAGACUGAGCGAGUCUCAGGUUAUAGUUCACUUUAAAAACUAAUUUAACACCGUGUUCAUUAUUUUAAUAAGUUAAUUAUGAUGUUAACGACUGCUUGUUAAUGCAGAUGACGUGGGAUCCGUACGUCCCUCACUUAGUCGAUGCCAUGCCCCAAUAUCUUCUUGAUCACCAGAUGGAGUGGCGUGCCAUGACAGUGCUCAUCUGUUUUGAGUUGGUGGAGGCUCACCUCCCCGACAGAGUCAUGCGACAGUUCGGCCUUUGUCAAGCCAUCCCCGCCCCGUGUGACACGAGUGUCCAGUUGCACAGGACAGACCGACGAGGAAAGGGGGAGGUUAACUGGGCAGUUCAGCAUGCCCCUUACAUUGACAUGUGGGACCAGCGGCUGCAGCACGUCGCAGAUGGUGCGCCUGUCCAAGGCCUGAUGGAGUAUCACGAUCCAUACAUGGUAUGGUACAGGAGCAUUACCCGACGCUUCAUCAACCCUAACUACACCCCACCCUCAACGCAUUACCACCCAGCUUUUGGAGACAUCAGUGGAUAUGCGUCUGAUAUGCUUGCUAUACAUGACGCACUAGAAGUCUUGAGCAUAUCAUAUUUCACCAUACCGCAGUUGGAUGACAUUCACGCAAUGACUGUGAGUAGCUUACAGAGACAUGGUCAUGGCCAUCUUAUCCCCCAGGGCCGGGACCAAUCACACCGCCGUUCACACCGUGAGGUAGGCAGCAGUAGUAGGGGACAGACUCACACGUCCCCUAAAGGGUCCCCCCUGUUUUUUGAUGAUUAGGAAGAUAUCGCCAUCCACAUGUCUGCGCCAUACUCAUCUCAAGAAGGACCAUCUUCCAGCCAACAGACUCCUCCCCAGACCUCUGCCCCAGAUCCUUUCACAACGGUAUCUCAGUACUACCGUCGUAGAAGACCGCGAUUGGAUAGACAACACUUACAUACAAUAGAUGAAUCGGGAUCUUAGAACUUCUUUUGUUAGUUGUAAUCAGAUUCUAUAGUACAUUGUAUCCAAAUAAAUAUUAUCAAUUUUACUAACCUUUUUAGUUCA